AUGCCCAUCACCGAACUCGCCCUCCUCCACCUCACCCCGGGCACAACGCUCGAAUCACCCACCCUCCGCGCCAACCUCUCCCACGCGAAAUCCGUCCUGCAGAACUACACAAACCGCACUUUCUACUACAUGCAGCAAAUCUCCGAUCCGAGCUGCAUCUACGUAGUGGGAGAAUGGGCCUCGCUAGACCAGCACCUGAACGAUUUCAUCCCCAGCGCAGAUAACCAAGCGCUGUUGGAAAGCUUGAAGGACUACAUCACUGUGGAUUCCAACCUCGAACAUCUCGAUGUGCCGAAUGCGGAGCUGCCGUUGCCGAGAGGGGAGGAGGAACUGGAGAGGGCGAGGAGGGGGGAGCAGGUUUGGAGUAUUACACAUUACACUAUCAAGGCUGGGAAAAGAGAAGCUUUCGAAGUUCGAAUCAGGGAGAUGAAGGAGAAGUUGGAUAGGACCUAUUUUAGUGGGAAAGGCGGGAUUGGAGGUGGAUGGGGUGUUGGGAAGAAGCAGGGAGAGGAUGAUGUGUUUGUGACGCUUUUUGCUUGGAGGACUGUUGCGGAAUAUAACCUGUCUGGGAAAGGGAAGGAGAGGGAGGCUUCUGCGUAUACGAGCGAGUGUGUUGAACGGAACGAUGUUAAGCAUGUCAGGCUUUUGGAUAUUUAA
Molecule: messenger RNA, 657 nt
Organism: Alternaria metachromatica
Lineage: Eukaryota; Fungi; Ascomycota; Dothideomycetes; Pleosporales; Pleosporaceae
Exons: 1
Coding region: 1-657 (218 amino acids)
Source: RefSeq, a predicted model, not a curated record